AUGUGCAUUUAUGUUAGCGAGGUAAAUUCAGAGAUAGAGGUAAAGAGAAAGGUAUUAUCAGUGGCAUUCGAGCAGGCAAAUGUCAUACUAGAAGCAUUUACGAAUACAGGAUAUUGUGUCCAUAAUUUGGGAGGUUUGAUAUAUCGUCACUACAGACCACAGUGGUUCCUUUUAGUGGCAAGUCAGGGUUCGAUGGUGUCCAAAAUAUCCGAAAAAUACAAGAAUACAAAAAGAAGUCUAUUGGGGUACAGAGGGUCGACAGAAGAUCGCCCGUCUCCAUGUGGCCUGUUAAAAAUUGGGAUUGGUAUUAUUGAUACCAAAAUUCCUUUAUUUCAUUUUCUGUAG
Molecule: messenger RNA, 345 nt
Organism: Phycomyces blakesleeanus NRRL 1555(-)
Lineage: Eukaryota; Fungi; Mucoromycota; Mucoromycetes; Mucorales; Phycomycetaceae
Exons: 4
Coding region: 1-345 (114 amino acids)
Source: RefSeq, a predicted model, not a curated record